Molecule: messenger RNA, 2235 nt
Organism: Sparassis crispa
Lineage: Eukaryota; Fungi; Basidiomycota; Agaricomycetes; Polyporales; Sparassidaceae
Product: DNA replication licensing factor mcm5
Exons: 12
Coding region: 1-2235 (744 amino acids)
Biological process (GO): DNA replication initiation; DNA replication; double-strand break repair via break-induced replication
Cellular component (GO): MCM complex; nucleus
Molecular function (GO): single-stranded DNA binding; 3'-5' DNA helicase activity; single-stranded DNA helicase activity
Source: RefSeq, a predicted model, not a curated record
AUGUCGGGCUUUGACGCUGACCGUGUCUACUCUGUCUCCGUGCAUGACCUCCCCAAUGCUUCCUCUCCCGAUACACCCUCACACACCGAAAAGCUCCUACUCGACUUUCUUCUCCAGUACCGCAUCGGAGGCGAGUUCAUCUACAGGGACAAAUUGCGCGCGAACCUGUUGCUGAAGCAAUACCAACUCGAGGUCGACCUUCGUCACAUCGGACUGUACAAUGAUGAGCUCGCCCACGACAUCCAGGAGAAACCAGGAGAGAUUCUCCCUCUAUUUGAAACGGCCGCUGCACGUGCUGCCCGCACCAUCCUCUUCCCCGUCGCAGGCAGCAGCACCGAAGCUGCCGCCCAAUCUAUCCCUAACAUCCAGAUCCUGAUUAAGUCCGGGCUCAACCUGCAGCAAUUUCGCGACCUCGCCGCGAACACGAUGAACAAGAUGGUGCGCAUCCCGGGCAUCGUCAUCUCCGCGUCCGUGCUCUCCUCGCGCGCGACGAAACUGCACCUCCAAUGCCGCGCCUGCCGCUCCACGAAAAUUAUCUUCCCAGCCAGCGGCCUCGGCGGGAUCGGCAGUGGGUCUGACAGAGGCCUCCCGCGCGUGUGCGACGCUCCCGAGAUUGAGAAUCAGAAGAAGGAUUGCCCGCUCGACCCAUACCUCAUCAUCCACUCCAAAUCGACAUUCUCCGACCACCAGAUACUCAAGCUGCAGGAGGCCCCAGAUAUGGUCCCCGUCGGAGAGCUCCCGAGGCAUAUGCUGUUGUCUGCAGACAGGUACCUCACAGGGCAGGUAGUCCCUGGCUCGAGAGUAAUCGCCACGGGCAUCUACUCGACCUACAAUUCGGCGAAGAAUAAAUCAGCUGGCACAGCUGCUCUGCGGAAUCCAUAUCUUCGGCUCGUCCACCUCGAAGUUUCUUCACCGUCCGCCGGUGGCUCGGGCGGGUCAAAUCCAUUCGGCCUGCAAUUUACGCCAGAGGAAGAGGAAGAGUUUGGCGAGAUGGCGCGCAGCGAAGGCUUCUAUGAGCGAUUCGCAAAGAGCGUCGCGCCCAGUAUUUUCGGCAGUCUUGACAUCAAGAAGGCUAUAACGUGUCUACUCUUUGGAGGCUCGAAGAAAGUGCUGCCCGACGGGAUGCGGCUUCGAGGCGACAUCAACGUGCUUCUUCUCGGCGACCCCGGUACCGCGAAGAGUCAGCUGCUCAAGUUCGUAGAGAAGGUUGCCCCCAUCGCCGUGUAUACCUCUGGCAAGGGUUCUAGCGCGGCGGGUCUCACAGCUUCCGUCCAGCGCGACUCAGUAUCGCGCGAGUUCUACCUCGAGGGCGGCGCGAUGGUGCUCGCGGACACUGGUGUGGUCUGUAUCGACGAGUUCGACAAGAUGCGCGACGAGGACCGCGUUGCGAUACACGAGGCGAUGGAACAGCAGACGAUCUCUAUCGCGAAGGCCGGCAUUACGACUGUGUUGAAUUCGCGAACAAGCGUCCUCGCCGCCGCAAACCCUGUGUGGGGGCGUUACGACGAGGGCCGUAGUCCCGGAGAGAAUAUUGACUUUCAGACGACUAUCUUGUCCCGAUUUGACAUGAUUUUCAUUAUCAAGGACGAGCAUAACGAACAACGCGACCGAAUGAUCGCGAAACACGUCAUGAACAUCCAUAUGAAUAGGCCAAAUGAGAAUGCAGACGAGAACGGUGAGGCCGUCGGCGAGAUCGACAUCGACAAGAUGAAGCGGUUCAUUGCAUACUGCAAAGCGAAAUGUGCACCGCGGCUGUCGGCGGAGGCACAGGAGAUGCUAAGCAGUCACUUCGUCUCUUUGCGCAAGCAAGUCCAGCAAAUAGAGCAGGACAAUGAUGAACGGAGCUCAAUUCCAAUAACCAUACGACAACUGGAAGCUAUCAUCCGAAUCUCGGAGUCCCUAGCAAAGCUCACACUGACACCAGUGGUGCAGAGCCACCACGUCGAGGAGGCAAUACGUCUGUUUAAGUCGUCGACAAUGGACGCGGUAUCUGCGGGCAGUGCGGACGGGCUGUCGCGCGGGGAGCUGAACGAGGAGAUGGGGCGGAUAGAGAAGGAGGUGCGGCGGCGGCUGCCGAUCGGGUGGAGCACGAGUUACCAGAGCCUGGUGCGGGAGUUCGUAACGCAGCAGGGGUACUCGAGUCAUGCGCUGGAGCGGACUCUGUUUGUCUUGGAGAAGAGAGAGAUCAUCAGGUUCUCAGGGCAGAACAAGGUGGUGCAUAGGGUGGGCGUAUAA